Stomoxys calcitrans (stable fly) is the source of this 1769-nucleotide messenger RNA. RefSeq lists its product as uncharacterized. Lineage: Eukaryota; Metazoa; Arthropoda; Insecta; Diptera; Muscidae. The coding region runs from base 108 to 1298 and encodes 396 amino acids. The record is from RefSeq and is a predicted model, not a curated record. The transcript has a single exon.
AAAAAAUUUCUUUCGAAUCGGUUUUUUGUGCAAAAUCGAAAAUAAAAACGUGCUAAUAGAUUAAAACAAAAAAAUAAAAUUGAUACUAUAUAAACAAAUUUAGCAAAAUGUUAAAGUGGACGGCAUCGGCCAGUAAAAAUCCCCAGGAUACUCCCAUAACACAACGUGUGGCAGCAGCAUCCUCAACAAAUGCCAGAACACCACGUUUGACCACAGAAAAAAGGCGCAAAAGACGUGCCACCAUAGCCAAUAAGGAAAAUAUUCCAAUAGUGACCUCAACACCCAUGGUGAAUCGUACGCGAAAUAGUCCUUUGGUAUUGGCACCUUUUGCGGAUAUUUUAAAUGUCACCCCUGAAGCUCCAGGCACUACACGUACCCCCGAAAGAAGAAGGGUAUCCAUACAAGCAGUGCCAGUAGCAAAUACUAAUCCUACAACGACAACUAGAAGACAUUCGUCAGUGGGAUUUACCAUACCGACGGCUGUGCCUCAAUAUGCCACAACUUUGCCUAAAUUCGAAGAGGAAUAUUCCCCCAAUAAUUUGCUGCCUACGGGACAACAAUUGGCUUUAAGAGGUCUACUGCCGGAUCCUUUCAUGGGCAACCGUCGCUAUUUUGCCACUCCCGAAAUGGCAGAGCAGGAAGUGAAAAAGAUUUCCUCGCUUCCCAAGAAACGUAAACUGGAAAUGGAUUUUAUAGCCAUAGCCCAAGAGGAAGGUGUGGCAGCUCCCAAGGAGGAAAAGACCAAAAAGGAUUUAAACCAGACUGGCGUGGUUUCCAAUCGCAUGGGUGAUCAAACUUUGGAUAAGCUAAUAGAUGCCAUUUUGGAUUCUGCCUGCAAAGAUGAAAAGAAAAAGAAGCCUCGCAAAUCUUUCAACUUGAGAAGAAGAACCCUGCUGAAAAACCAAGUGGAUACUGUCAAUGAUUUAAUGUUGUCUCCCUCCUAUGCUGCUGGCGAUGAUCCCUGCAGUGAUUUAAGUUUUCUGGGCAUUGAUCCAGAAGCCAAUGUGGCCAAGAAACCUUUCAAAGCUCUAACCCCCAAGGCGGCCUCACCUAUUGUGCAGGUUACUCCACAUCCUGCAACACCCAAUCCUGGCACUCCCAUGACCACCCAACAACUGCUGCAUUUACCCACUCCCAAAGUCAAACAGGACUCCUUCAAUUUGGCUACACCUGUAAGACCGAAUCUUAAGCGUAGAUCUGAUUCAAAAUCCUGCCAAAAUUCCAGCGCCAAAAAAUACAAAGUGGACUCUAGAAACUAUUUUGAAAUUGGUUUGGCCUUGCCUUCAAUUUAUGUUUGAGUAGUUGUCAUGCUGCUGCAACUCCAAUACCAACUGCCAAAGAUCCCAAGAAAACCAAAAACGCUUCAACCAACGAAUUUAUGAUGUUUUUCACAAAUAUCGCCGCCAACCAAAAACUUGUUAAAAUAAACCAAAAUUUUUGUUGUUGACAAACGUGGGGGAAUUGCUCUCAUAUUACGCUUGUAGCUUUUAAGUCUUUAGUUGUUUAAGUUUAGCUAGUUUUUUUUUAUAAUUUUAAAUAUUUUUUUAAUUAUUUUAGUAUAUAAGUGUUACUCCUCUCUAUGGUUGAGUUCAAAAACAAAUUACGCUUAGAUGAAAAAAAUUUGUUUUGUACAGUAUGAGCUGUUAUGUAGUUCGUUGUUCUUUUCGCCCAUGUCUUUGUUUCUAUGUCCAUUAUUCUCUUUGAAUUUAAGUUUUCUAUUGUCCUUUUUUUCUUAUUUAUGUUUGAAAAUGUUUCUUAUUCUUUUUACC